Scomber japonicus (chub mackerel) is the source of this 6220-nucleotide messenger RNA. It is a transcript of the gene wtip, whose product is annotated as WT1 interacting protein. Lineage: Eukaryota; Metazoa; Chordata; Actinopteri; Scombriformes; Scombridae. Gene Ontology annotation, cellular component: adherens junction; nucleus; transcription regulator complex. Gene Ontology annotation, molecular function: transcription corepressor activity. The transcript has 8 exons. Gene Ontology annotation, biological process: cytoskeleton organization; response to hypoxia; negative regulation of hippo signaling. Bases 237 to 2381 code for a protein of 714 amino acids. The record is from RefSeq and is a predicted model, not a curated record.
CUGAGAAAGAGUUAGUUUUUUUCGGCGAAGGGGGCAAAGCGGGAGAAGACGAUGCGGCUCUCGGCGGAGCUUUGUGAGUACGGCGGUGGUUUAGUGUAAAUGAGCGACGGCUGUACCGCGGCGUUGUGUUUUGAUUUCCAUGUGAAACGCAAUUAGUGCUCCGCGGUGCUCGCUACUUUUGGCUCGCGGAGCUGAGCGCACUCUCAACUUGUCCCCUCUCUCCUCGGGAGCACAACAUGGAGCAUUAUCAGGAAGAUUUGGGACUCCGGGCCAGUAAAUUGAUGGAGGACCUUUCUUUAUAUGAUGCGUAUAAAGACGGGAUGUACAGCGCGAGGAGAGACUUGGUGAUUAACCCCGAUUUAGACUUUUCGGCUCCGGCGGUCGCGGAGCAUAAAAGUAAGCCAAUGAAUGGUACCUCUGUGCUCCACCAGCAGCAUCACACCGUGGAGAAUUUCACGACUGGGAAUAAAGUGUACAACGCGGCUCCGGUGCGUCCGGUCAACUGCAACCGGACCGUUCCUGUGGAUUUUUGCGCCCCUCAAAGAGACGCGGUUUAUAGCGAGGAGGGCUGUUGCACCAAAUCCGAAGUGGCUCUACCUUGCUACACGGGUGCUUCCGAGAGGCACAGGAGGUACUCUCUGGAGGUGCAGGGCCACAGGUACAGCACCGGCUCCGCUUUCGACGGCGUGCCCCUCAAUAAGCCGGCGGCUUUGCCCGGCAACAGGUGCAACAGUGUCUGCAUCACCAGCACUCACGACGGGAGAUACAACGCCACCAGCCCCCGAUCCAGCCUGGCAUCUUCCCUGUCCUCACAAGAGCACAGCAAGCAUGCCAGUCCCAGAUCGAGCAUCAGCAGCCCGCGUACUAGUUUAGUGGUGCCGGGCCAGGACAGGUACACGAGCCCCAGAUCCAGUUUGGUUCACUGUGAGGGAUCCAGUGUCCUCAGUCCCAGGUCCAGCUAUGCAAGCACCGCAAGCGACACGAGCAAACACUCCAGCCCCAGAGCCAGCCUCAACAGCUGCGAUUGCUGCAGCAAGCCCAGCAGCAAUCGAACCAGCGGCAUCAGCAUGGGCUACGACCAGAGACACACUAGCCCCAGGUCGAGCACGGCCAGCCAGUACUCUUUCACCACCAGCCCGAGAUCUAGUUACUCUGAUUCCCGGUAUGGGCCCGUGGUCAACCACGAUCUGGAGGGGGCGAUUUUACACGCGGCCCCGCUGGCGAGUCCACGCUCGAGCAUCUGCAGCCAGGACGGGAGCGCUAGACCCGGUGCCACCGCGAACUGCGUGGUCAGUCCCCGGUCCAGCAUCUCCAGCCACAGCUCCAGAAGCUCCCGCAGCUCCAGGGGCUCUAUGAGCACCUAUCCGGAUCUGCAGUUGCCUUCACCUAGGUCAUCGAUGCUGGGCAGCGGUUUACACGAGGACACGCUGCUGCAGGAGUUUGGAGACUCCAGCGGUGGCAUGCAAAACCGCAUCCAUCUUCAGGGCAUCUCGGCAGUGCCGGAGCCCCAUCAGCAACAGUCAGCCCAGACGGGAGUCUGUGCGGAGAUGACCGCUGGGUCGCCGUCGUCAUUUAGUUAUGGGGUAUCAUCAAAAGCAGCAUCCUCGAGCCAGAGGUUUAAGCUGCCUUACCAGGUGACCCCGAGCCGAGAGAGUGGGCCAAGCCAGGCAGAGAGACGGCUGGAGGCGCUCACCUUGGAGCUGGAGAAGGAGUUAGAGAUGCACAUGAAAAAGGAAUACUUUGGUAUCUGUGUCAAAUGUGGGAAGGGUGUGUACGGAGCCAGCCAGGCCUGCCAGGCCAUGGGGAACCUGUACCACACAAACUGCUUCACCUGCUGCUCCUGCGGGAGGAGACUGAGAGGGAAAGCCUUUUACAACGUCAACGGCAAGGUCUACUGUGAGGAGGAUUUCCUGUACUCCGGUUUCCAGCAAACGGCUGACAAGUGCUUUGUGUGCGGUCAUCUCAUCAUGGAGAUGAUCCUCCAGGCGCUGGGCAAGUCCUACCAUCCUGGCUGCUUUCGCUGCGUGGUGUGUAAAGAGGGUCUAGAUGGAGUGCCUUUCACCGUGGACGUUGAGAAUAAUAUCUACUGUGUCAAAGACUACCACACGGUUUUUGCUCCCAAGUGUGCCUCCUGCAACCAACCCAUCCUUCCAGCACAGGGCUCCGAGGAAACAAUUCGAGUUGUUUCUAUGGACAAGGACUACCAUGUGGAGUGUUACCACUGUGAGGACUGUGGUCUCCAGCUAAACGACGAGGAGGGCCACCGCUGUUAUCCUCUGGAAGGCCACCUUCUCUGCCACGGCUGCCACAUCCACCGGCUCCAGUCCCAGGUCCCUGCACACCCGCCCCCCAACUACCCCCUCCAUGUUACCGAGCUGUGAGGGAAGGGGAGGAGGGUCGGCAGCAAUCGAGCCUUCCCUCCCAGGUGACCUGAGACGCCAGCAGCAGGUUCAAAAAAAAAGAAGAAAAAAGACCUGCAUGCACCCCCUCGGCCCGCACACCCAGCAGUUCCAGGGAAGCCUCCGUGUGGCCAUCUGAGCCAGCGCUCCUGUCCUCAACUGGACGGCCCGGCCGCGGACUUACACACACUGUGCAGCUCCCACCACAAGCCCUGCUGUCACAUGACAGGGCUGGGGGAAAAAAGGGUUCCCCUCCUCCUCCAUCUGUGGUCCUUUCCUCCCCCAUACCCUUGGGUGCCUAACCCUGAAAGCCAACACGCCGCCUCACCCAGAGGCCCCCGGUGACGUCACGUCUCCUGACCCCUGCACAUUCAUCAAAAGAGAGGGUUUUUGGACCGGAGGAGAGAACGCAAACUUGUCUUUCUCCUUGCUUCCCCUCCCUUUCCUUUCCAUGUUUUUCAUUCCUGUGCUCUGAUUGAAGCGGUUUACCGCAGUGAAUUCACCAGGGCUGUCACGGCUGAGAACGCCGCUGAUCUCGGCAUCAGGAAGGCCAGGGAACGAGCAGCUACAUUCCAGUACUGGCUGGACCGGACAGGCCCCAGGGUGGGCGUGCUGCGCCUUCAGAGCAGGUCGCUCUCCGUGCAGCUUCUAACACUGAAAUGGAGCCCUGCUAAAGGCUAUGCAAAGGACACCUAGCAUUAUGACACAGGGCUCUCAUCGCUCCUCGCCCCGCACCAUCCCGAAAUAACAGAUGCACCGUAGCACCACAAGCCCGGAGGACCGACUGACAUUCCACUUAGAAGUCUUAGACGAGACCUUGAGAGAUUCACAAGCAGUGUCUUAAUUAAUGAUUAUAUUAUGACAGAAAAAAGAAAAUUUUAGAUGCACAUAGAUUGUCUUUUAUAUAUGAAUAUAUAUUUUGCAGAUGUUUUCCACAUAAGAUGCUAGAUGUAGAUUGUUGUUGUUGUUUUUUUGUUGCUGCGCUCAUGAUAGAUUCAGAGGUUAAACACACACUGUCUGUCACACAGUCUGAAACCUCUGAAACUUUUGGGUGCGUUGUAUCAUUUCUCCUCCAGGACACAGAGCCUCCUGAUGUCUGUCAGUAGGUCAGAGACCCACAGGCUUUGUAGGAGCAGACCGGGUUCAAAUAUUAUUUGCCUUUAAUCAUUUUUUUCCCACACUUUGAGUACCAAGUGGUUAUUGCCUGAGCUGAUUAAUGGCACAUUUUUAUUCUCUUACCGAGCAAAACGCCUCCCUUUACUGACUGUAGAGAACUUUAACACACACUGCCAGUCAAACAUUCCUACUGAUCUCCUAGGCAACAUACUCAUUAUAUAUGAUAUUGCCUGUUUUAAUUAUUUAUUAGAGUGGAAAGUCCAUCUAGACCUUUCUACAUGUUUAUGUUUAUGUUUAUGUUGAUGGCAGCCCAUAUAGAUUUAUCAGGUCAAACAUUCCAGCCUUUAACAAGGCAGUAAUUAAACCUCUGUGUUUUUUUUUUUACCAGUGUUAUAUUCAAUUCCUACUAGAUGUAACAAAUGCUUUUAUCUUGACUUUAGACCCUUCAAAAUACCAAAACCUGACCUUUUAGGAAGUAUCACACAGAGCACUAAGAUUAAGAUUAAGAUUAAGUGUAAUCUUAAAAUCCACCAAGAUUUAGGUCCUUUGCUGGAACACUUAUUACUCAGCGCUCAUUACAGAAGGCAAUUGUCCGAUCAGGGCAGAGCAGACCAGAAAAGAUUUGGCCAACCAACUGUAUGUUAUUUCAACAGUUAUUGGUGAGACAAAUAGCACUGUAUCCUGUGUGCUUACAGGUGCCUCAUUAAACAGAUAAAGAACCAUUUCCAGUUAAACUCAUGUCAUUUCCAGUAAAAAAAAAAAAGGCUAAAUUGGCAAAAACACUUAAAAGAAUUUAAUUGAAUGUUUAUAAUGACAUGCACGUUAGCAUAUGAAGUCAUUAGCUACUUUUCCUCUUAAGACAAAUAAACAUGUAAGGUCUCCUCCCUUAUGUGCUAAUGUGCGAAUCUGGCAUCUGGCCCAUCUGGUACUCAAAGAGCAGAUACGGAACAAAUUAAAUGAUUAUCUGCAAAUACUUUUGGCUCAAGGUCUGUUCAGGACACUGUUUCCUGGUCUGUUUGCCAGACACUGGUUUUGUCAUUUGAGCACUGAGAACACAGUGCGUUACUUACAAGGAAUCUCCACUUGUCCACAUGCCUUAAGACAGAACAGGUAUGUUUUGUGUGUCUCGCUCUGGUCCGCCAUGAAGUCUGCUGUUGUGUUUUUCGGAGGCACAUCCCUGAAAACCCGAAGCUGCUGGUCCCGCCCGCGUUUUUAGGGAAUCCCUCAGUGUUUCCCAUGCUGGUUGUGUGCGCCUGUGUGUGUGUGUGUGUGUGUAUGCGUGCGCGGGCAGGUGCUUGCAUGUGUGUAUGUGUAUAUUUAUGCAACACAAAAAACUACAGGAGACAAAAACACUUGAAACACCAAGAUUUUGGUGGUGCUGGAAAAAAAAAGUCUCACUUCUCCCACCUGGGUUUCUAAACUUCUGUCAUCAGUGAGUUUUGUUGGAUUGGCACUGAGCACAUCAGUCAUGUUGCAUUUAAAUGAAAGGUUGCAAACUAUUUAAGAUAUUUCUUGCACCGAGCAAAAUCUGACCUGAUGCACAUUUAUUUAUGCAGAUAAAUCCCAACUGUCUGCUUAUUUCAAGUAUGAGCAAAUUGUGUGAAUGUCGUGUGUGUGUGUGUCUUUCGGUCUGUCUGUGUGUGUGUGUGUGUGUGUAGUAGUGGCAGGGCCAUGGCACAUGCACCUCACUGUGUUUGCAGGGCAGCGCAACACCCCCCCCCCCCCCCACCCCCUCUCACUCUGUUGCCAACCCAGUGAUGAUUUUGAUGGCGUCUCUUCAUCACGUUACUCAUUCCAGAUGUUUGUGUCUAAUUCUUGGCUUUUGUUUUACUUCAUGAAUGCGGAUUAUCACAUUUCAGAGUCAGCUAAGUUCUUCUGACUCUCAAAUCAUAUUGUCCCACAUAUUCCAGCAGUCGGUGUGGUGAAACAAUCACUGACUAUUAUCUGCAAACACUGGCCCAGCUCUUAUUCAUACUGUUACACACACACAGGCCUGAUUUAAAUACUACUGAAUCUGUCAAAGACAGAGACUGAAGCAGAGAUUGACGGCAGGGGUCAACACAGGCAGAAAGUGCUUUCUAACCUGAUGUAAUGAGAUUCAUUCGAAUGUAAUAAUGAUUAGUGUUUGUUCUCCUCCCUGUUUUGUAUAUUUGUAAAAGCAGAAAAGAAAAAAGGACUGCAUACGUGAGACAUUCCCCUUGUCAUGUGAUGUGUUUAACUUUGACUCUGUACAAGGGUUCUGGUCAGGUAAUGUGUGCUGUACUUGAAGAAUGAGGCACAACAUCACCCCCCCAAGAAAAACUUAACAAGACCAGAGUGUGUCCCCCUUUUUAAAGAUGUAUUUUUAAAAAAUCACCUCUUUUAAAAGUACUACUUAAGUUUCUAUUGUAUAGCACACAGCUAGUUACCCUGUACAUAAAGAGGCUAGUUUUUUAUUUUAUUUUUCUGUCAAAAAUCACUUGGAAAGAGAAGACUUCUUCUUCUCCUACUGUUAGUUCCAAUAAGCACAUCUCGACACCUGUCACACAUCUUUUGUAUCGCUAAGUGUUUUGAUUACCUAGAUGGUUCAUAAAAAAAUGGAAACUAGAUCUAUUUAUCUAAACAUGAAAAAAAGUCUAAAGUUAUUUAAUGUAUUAAAAAUUGGGACGUAUCAUUUAACUGUAGAUGACAUAAUCUGCUUUUUCAAUAAAGUGGUUUUGUAGCUA